This is a messenger RNA of Panicum hallii, 1032 nucleotides long. RefSeq lists its product as uncharacterized. Bases 370 to 864 code for a protein of 164 amino acids. The record is from RefSeq and is a predicted model, not a curated record. The transcript has 9 exons. Lineage: Eukaryota; Viridiplantae; Streptophyta; Magnoliopsida; Poales; Poaceae.
CUCUGGAUUUUUGGGUCGGUGAACUCUAGGCAUGGAGAGGGAGGUAUCUCCACCACCUCCUCCACCCUACACUACAGAGAGGGCAGCCCUUCAUUGAGGCUGGAUGUGUACAUUUAUGACUACCUGAUCAAACGCAAGCUAAUCACGACUGCUGAAGCCUUUGUGAAAGAGACUGAAGCAAAUCCAUUUGUUACUGAUCUCCAAAAAAUUAAUGUUCCUGGAGGACUCCUCUCUGAUUGGUGGUCUAUAUUUUGGCCAAGCUUCAUUUCAAGUCCAGGUGAUCUGGCAUGCCCAGAAUUGAGCCAGGGGCAUGCACCAGAGCAAAAGCCAUUGGAGGUGGGCAACCACUUCAGUUUAGAAGAGGAGCAUAUGCAGCAAAGAGCUGCUACUUCUGCCAAUUCAGAUAGGUUAAAUGAUGCCACAUUCAACCAUACAAUGCGCCAGGAUCGUGUUGCUGAUCCAGCUCAGAUGCAUUCUCAGCAGUCGCACCAAGUCCCUGGUGUUGACAGGAUGGACCUACCAAAUUCACCUGUCUACAAGAGGCCAAGGGAGCUUCACUCGGCGUGGGGGAUCAUUUUCUACAAGUAUUCCACCUUGGGGCGACAUCGUUUUCGGGUUUUCUUGCAAGGGGAACUAGCUCAAGACGCCGCCGCCGAGGGAGUCGUAUAUGAAGUGAUCGCGGAGGCGAAAGAGCACCCGGAGCAAGUCCCACAGGGGGUUCGCAAGGAUCCGGCCCAAGGCCCGUCUGCCCCUGACUCUGAGCAACAGCCCAAAGGUCCCGCACCCGUAGACUUCUGUCCGUGUUGCGCCAAGUUCGUUCGGUUGGACGUGGAGGGGUGGAGUGUUGAGGAUCCAGGCGCGUAACUUUAGAUGUGCAUGGGAUUGCACACUCGUGGGCUGAGUGCGCAAUUCUUAUCUGUUUUUGGAUGCGGUAGUGGGUAGAUUCCAUGUUAUCCAAACUUUGUAUAAAGGGCAGAUACUCUUGUAUAAUAUUAUGUAUUUCGAACUCGGUUUGUAAAACUCUUUAUUGUU